UUGGCUGCAAUAGCACGCUUCGGCUCGCCACGCGGUGCAGCCCUCGUGGGCCGCAGCCCCUGUGUGUGGGUGCCGCCCAGCUCUGCAGCCAUAUCCGUGCCUUUAAACAGAGCAACUGCGCUGCUUGCUUUUGGUGGCUGGGAGUUGGAAGCUAGUUAGCGUUCUUACAGACUAAAACUGCUUCUCGUUUGCUUGGACAGAGCUGGGGUGGAUGGAGUCUGUUCCGUAUCUUGAUAGGCCUCCGUCCCCACUGGAGUUCUAUCGAGAGUGGGUGAGCCCAAAUAAACCAUGCAUCAUCCGGAAUGCCAUUGGCCACUGGCCAGCGCUGCACAAAUGGACCUUGGCGUACCUCAGGGAGGUAGUGGGCCGCAAGGUAGUGAGCGUGGCAGUAACACCAAACGGUUAUGCGGAUGCAGUGUUCCAUGACCGUUUUGUCAUGCCAGAAGAGCGCCAAAUGCCUUUCAUGGACUUUUUGGACAUUGUGGAGAAGAAAGUGACCUCUCCCAAUGUAUUCUAUGUGCAGAAGCAGUGUUCAAACCUUACUGAGGAGUUCCCUGAACUGAUCUGCGAUGUGCAGCCUGAUAUACCAUGGAUGAGUGAGGCACUCGGGAAGAAACCUGAUGCUGUGAAUUUCUGGCUCGGGGAAUCAGCUGCUGUGACAUCUUUACAUAAAGAUCAUUAUGAGAACUUGUACUGUGUGAUAUCUGGAGAGAAACAGUUUCUACUGCAUCCACCAAGUGACCGUCCCUUCAUUCCAUACGAGCUCUAUCAGGCAGCAACUUACAAAGUAUCAGAAGAUGGCUCAUUUGAAAUUGUGGAUGAGAAGACUGCAGAUAAGGUGCCCUGGAUCCCUCUGGACCCAUUGAACCCGAAUCUGGAACAAUAUCCAGAUUAUGCUCAUGCAAAACCUUUGCAGUGUACAGUGAAAGCUGGUGAGAUGUUAUACCUUCCUUCUCUCUGGUUCCACCAUGUUCAGCAAUCACACGGCUGUAUAGCAGUGAAUUAUUGGUAUGACAUGGAAUAUGACCUAAAGUACAGCUAUUAUCAACUGCUAGAUUGUCUUACAAAAGCUGUGAAAGUGUUAUAACAGAGGUGGAACACUGGAACUUGCAGUCUUUCUCUCGUGUGUGAUGCAGUCAUCAGCGUCUGUGACUGGAGUUGGAGCAUGAUACAAGUGAAAAGAGCUAAGCACUGAAUUAUCCUCAACAACAUCUGUUGGACAAAUCAUGGCUAUUUUACUUGAUUUCAGAGUCUCGGGUCAAUUGGCCAGGUUUUCUGGCUUGUAAGUAGAAGAUUUGGCAUCAGAAUUUUUAGAUCUUUGCAUAUUGUGUUGGUGAUGGCGAGCAAAAUAAAAUUUGAAGGGAAGGAAUCUGGGUUUUGAAAAUCCCUAAACAGAAACCGUGACAUUCAUUCAGAUCUACAGGUUGUUUUCCUAACAAGCCAAAUGGAAAGAAGGAUCUAUUCUGCCAUCCCCGUGCAUCAGGCUGCAUCGAUCCAAACACAUCUAUUCGGCUUAAGGCUAAAGGCCUGUCUGGUUGUGUUUCAUUAAGUUCAGUGGCUGUGGUGUUUUGAUGGUGAGAAAUUACAACUUCUGCAAUAAAAGGUCAGUUUAAAAGCUUACAUCGGUCCUAAUUCUGACAUCUUUCAAACAAUGUGAUGCAUACGAUCAUCUAGAAGUGAUGGCAGCUGUCCUUGUAAAUCCAUGUUUUUGUUACCUGUUUUGCUUUUGUUUUACCUUCAAAUUUAAAUUUCUUCAUUCUCUUACACCCUCA
Molecule: messenger RNA, 1772 nt
Organism: Meleagris gallopavo (turkey)
Lineage: Eukaryota; Metazoa; Chordata; Aves; Galliformes; Phasianidae
Source: RefSeq, a predicted model, not a curated record